Molecule: messenger RNA, 762 nt
Organism: Hemibagrus wyckioides
Lineage: Eukaryota; Metazoa; Chordata; Actinopteri; Siluriformes; Bagridae
Product: small integral membrane protein 30-like
Exons: 1
Coding region: 44-232 (62 amino acids)
Source: RefSeq, a predicted model, not a curated record
CCCACUGUGAUCACCUCCCGCUUUGCCAGCAACAAGGAACAACAUGGCGUCUGUACUGACUCUCCCAGGCGUGUUCGCGGUGCUGUGUUUCUUCUUUCUGAGUGUACUGCAGCCCGUAGAGGCUUAUGACGGCGGGGACGCCGUGGCUCUGCUCUUGGGGAUGGCCAUCACUGUGGUCGGCUUCUGCGCGUGCCUCGGUUGGUACUCACGGAGACGCAGCGGACAGUUUUGAUACGACUUGUAGGCCUGAGGUCCGGAAAUGUCGCUGCUCGCUUCCUGAACCCCGAAAAUCCGCGCUAGCUGGCCACACUUUCCCGAACGUGUGGCGGUUAAAAGACUCUUGAAAUGAAGGCGACUCGACUCGAGGGUCCGAGUUAUAAAAGAGGGAAGUUGUGUUACAGCACCAAAACCGGAGAGACAGUAUGCUGUUUAAAGUCAAGAUGCACUUCCAGUGGACACACCGGGAUCAUGGCAUUCAACCACAUCUGUACAUCUGGACUUUCCUAUACUUUGUUGUACGACGACGUCCAUACUUACAAGGCCACACUCUCUUCUUCCUCUUGUUAUUACACAUAACUGUCAUUCCACUGUUCCCUGAAAAAAUGUGCCCUGAUGUCACUCUUCAGAUUUUUAAGCACUGAAAGUCGUGUUGCCUCUGCUGUUUUGCACUUAAAAUGUGUGGUCUUAAUAUAGUGAGCUAUACCUGAAAGAUCAUUGCUUCUUGCAUAUGCUUAUUUUCUGUAAUAAACUCUAUGAAUGCUG